UGUUCCCAUAGGAAACGAAAGAAUGUUGUAUAUCUUGGUUUACUUAUAAAAUUAUUUUAAAAACUGGCCUAAUACAGUUAAGGGGGGAAGAGGGAAAUGACGUUUGUGGGCAGCUUUUUCGGGAAGAGUAGUUUACCGCUACCAUUGAUUCGCUUUGAAAGCAUGGAUCAUACCAGAAAGGACUACAUAUUCCAAAAAACCUUUUAUCCUUAACCGGUGCAGUGUUUUCAAAAUAGCCUGAGUUAGUCCAUAGGGGAUUUUUAUCUGAAAAAUUUGUUGGCUAGUUAACUGUUCCAGUGCUUAUUAAACCACAUUAAUCAUGAGGAUGAGGAAGCUCUGGACCAAAGCAGGUGUUCUGGGCUCGGUAUCCAUGGCGUUUGGAUCCAUGUUCUGGUCUCAGAAGAAGACGGUAACGACUCAGACGGGUUCGACCACCGCAUGCACGGAACCACCUUCUCCUUAUGAGCUCAAACUCGUGCAAGUCCUGUUCCGCCACGGAGCCCGAACUCCGCUGAAGUCUAUACCGGAUGUCAUGGAGGCCCAGUGGGUGCCUAAUCUCCUGGAACCCCCAGCACACACACAUAUCAACUAUGUGGUGACAGACCUGGAAGGAGGUCCACGCCCCUCCUCACCGGUGGAGGACAGCUACCGGGCCAACAUACUGAGUGGGGGUACGUACCCAGGUCAGUUGACCACGGUGGGCAUGCAACAGCUGUAUGAGCUGGGAGAGAGGCUGAGGAAGAGGUACAUCAAGGACACGGCCUUCCUCAACCCCACCUUCAGCCCUACAGAGGUCUAUGUGCGUUCCACUAACAUUGUAAGGACCAUAGAGUCUGCCAAGUGCCUGGUGGCAGGGCUGUUCCAGCAAAGCCAGAGUGACAUGGUUUCCAUUCUGACGACUGAGGCAGAGUCAGAGAUCCUGUACCCUAACUACCAUGGGUGCAGAUUGCUCAAACACCUCAGCGGUCAUCGCUGGGCGGAGUCGUCCACUCUGCCAGACAUCGCUGCGGACUUGAGGAGCAUCCAGAGUGCUCUGGGCAUCGCUGCCCACCAACGGGUUGACUUCAUCCUCAUCAGGGAUGACAUGGUGGCCAGAGAGACACACGGACUGCCCUGCCCACCAAUCCUGGACUCCUGGAGGAACACAGUGGAGCAGAGAGCUGUGGAGAUGAUCUGUCACAUCUACGAACCCAGCAAGAGGGAGAACCUGCAGCUGUGUGUGGGUCCCCUCUUCCACACCCUGAUGGGCAACAUUGAAGACCAUAUACAGGGCACAACCUCAGAGUCCAACAGGAAGCUGUUCCUGUACUCUGCCCACGACACCACUCUGAUGCCCUGUCUCAUGGCUCUGGGGGUUUUUGACAUGCAAUGGCCACCGUACGCCGCUGACAUCACCCUGGAGCUGCAUCAACACAGGCAAACCAAAGAGGCCUUUGUCAAAGUGUCCUACAUUGGCAAGGACCAGUUGAUUCCAGGCUGUAGUGGAGUCUACUGCCCCCUGCAGGAAUUCAAGCAGGCCUUCUCUAACUACUCACUGACCUCUGAACUCUAUGAGUCGCUCUGCAACCGCACAGAGGGCAUGGCCGACCCCUGAGGCUUCCACACUCUCACUGUUACCAGCCACCCUGUUUACAUCCCACCAAACAUCCACUCUCCAGCCCUAGCCUAGCAUUAGCCCGUGUAUUAGAGUAGUUAGUAUGUUAGGAUACCUCAUUGUUUAAGCCAGGGGUGGGCAAACCUUUUGUCUUGAGGGCCAUAUCGGGAUUUAGAAAUUCGAUGAAGGGCCGUACAGAUUUUUGGGGGCUUUUUUUAUCUAUACAUUUUUUUUAAUCAAUUUGCAGGCCAGAAAAUAGGUCCAUUGUAAAAUGGGUCCAUUAUAAAUAACCCAUUGGGCUCCCUAGUGGCACAGCAUCUCAGUGCUAGAGAUGUCACUACAGACCCUUGUUCGAUUCCAGGCUGAAUCACAACUGGCUGCGGUUGGGAGUCCCAUAGGGUGGCGCACAAUUGGCCCAGCAUUGUCUGGGGUAGGCCAUCAUUGUAAAUAAGAAUUUGUUCUUAACUGGCUUGCCUAGUUAAAUAAAUCAAAUCAAAUAGGUCCAUUAUAAUGUUCUAUCUAGUUUUAGACAUUCAAGUGUGGCCUGGAGUGUUUAUGUUAACCUAAAUUAUCAUUUCCCCCCCACAUUUAUUUUAUUAUUUUGUAUCUCCCGUGGGCUGGAUUGAAUGGUCAUGUGGGCCAGAGUUUGCCUGUCCCUGGUCUAAAUGUACAAAGGUAGCGUCACUGUCAAAGUGGAUAACUGGCUUUGAAACCACACCCAGGGCAAUAGGCAUCCUGUGUGGUACUGCUUCAACAGGUUAAGAUAGUCAGUCCUGUGUGGAUCAGUUGGUAGAGCAUGGUGCUUGUAAACACCAGGUUUCUGGGUUCGAUUCCCAUGGGGGACCAGUACGAAAAUGUAUGCACACGCUUUGGAUAAGAGCGUCUGCUAAAUGACUAAGAUUAAGAAAAUUUUACUUUACAAAGUAAAUCUUAAUAAUAUUGAAAUAAUCUGGUGAUAUUAUAAUGCCUAAAAUGUUGCCAAUUAUAAUCAUAAAUGUACUUUCUGCGACAGUACUAUGCACAGAGUGAUGUGCUUCUAUGUCUGUAGAUACACUGCAUUUACCUGGUUAUUACUUUAUGCACAGCACUGUAAAUGACAGGGCUUAUAGACUUUCUGAAAUGUUCUGGCUUUGUUUUUUUUGAGAGUGAACCAAAAUGCUUCACAGCAAACUGCAAUCUUCUCCUCAGGGGAAAACCAAGCACUUCAUGUACAUAGUGCUCAUUAACCAAGGGUACCAAAAUGUAUGGUGUGUAUGAGAGUGUGUGUUUACCCACUCAGAAUCAUUCAUUUUAGGACCUUUUUAAAAAGGGAUUUAUUCUGUUUACGAUAUGUUGUGAGUGAAACAGUAGGUGCCUUCUUUUAGGAAUGUGUUGAUUAUAUUGAGUGUAUAAAUUAUAUGCAUGGACAUGUGAGCAAAUAUACACUACACACUGGAGUGUUUAUUGGUUCUAGGUCUCAUCAUGGGGAGUUGACAUGACUUUGGAGUGGUGGUUAUAAUAAAGAGUUGGUCAAGGCUU
Messenger RNA from Oncorhynchus keta (chum salmon), 3112 nucleotides. Its product is annotated as lysophosphatidic acid phosphatase type 6-like. Gene Ontology annotation, molecular function: phosphatase activity. The record is from RefSeq and is a predicted model, not a curated record. The coding region runs from base 320 to 1594 and encodes 424 amino acids. NCBI's taxonomy places the organism in Eukaryota, Metazoa, Chordata, Actinopteri, Salmoniformes, Salmonidae. The transcript is spliced from 11 exons. Gene Ontology annotation, biological process: dephosphorylation.